Molecule: messenger RNA, 2484 nt
Organism: Knipowitschia caucasica
Lineage: Eukaryota; Metazoa; Chordata; Actinopteri; Gobiiformes; Gobiidae
Source: the annotation of a GenBank genome assembly
AUGGACGUAGCCACCGCCACUGCCGAGACCGCCGCAGAGCUCGUAAAGGACGAGUUAGCGGAGAAAUGUCAGAAGUUAUUCCAGGCUUUUCUUGAAGAGUAUCAGAGCGUGGAUGGAGAGGUGAAGUACGUGCGUGAGGCAGAAGAGUUGAUUCGGCCCGAGAGAAACACACUACUUGUGAGUUUCACCGAUUUGGAAGGCUUCAACCAGGAGCUAGCGACCACCAUUCAGGAGGAAUACUACAGGGUGUAUCCGUUCUUGUGUCGUGCUGUCCGAAAUGUUGCACGGGAUCAUGGCAAUGUCCCAUUGAACAAAGAAUUUUAUGUUGCCAUCCAGGACCUACCAACCAGACACAAGAUUCGUGAGCUAUCAUCAAUGCGUAUUGGCUCCUUGGUGAGAAUCAGUGGUCAAGUGGUCAGGACUCACCCUGUGCACCCUGAACUGGUGAGUGGGACUUUCGUCUGCAUGGACUGCCAGGCAGUGAUUAAAGACGUCCCGCAGCAGUUUAAAUACUCGCCGCCCACUAUUUGCAGAAACCCUGUCUGCAGCAACCGUGCGCGGUUCCACCUUGACACUCACAAGUCCAAGUUUGUUGAUUUCCAGAAGGUUCGUAUUCAGGAGACUCAGGCAGAGCUUCCUCGAGGCUCAAUCCCACGGUCACUGGAGAUAGUUCUGCGGGCAGAGGCAGUGGAGACGGCGCAGGCUGGAGACCGCUGCGACUUCACUGGGUCCUUGAUUGUUGUGCCAGAUGUGUCUCAGCUUGCCACCCAAGGAGUCCGUGCAGAGACCAGUACCCGAUUAGCUGGUGGACGACAAGGCUUUGAAGCAGAAGGUCUGAGGGGACUGAAGGCUCUGGGAGUGAGGGAGCUGUCUUACAGACUGGCCUUCCUCGCCUGCAAUGUGGCGCCCACAAACCCUCGUUUUGGAGGCAAAGAACUGCGGGAAGAAGACCAGACAGCUGAAAGUAUCAAGAGUCAGAUGACUGAAAAGGAGUGGGAGAAAGUGUUUGAAAUGAGCCAAGACAAGAAUCUCUAUCACAACCUGUGCACCAGUCUCUUCCCCACUAUUCAUGGUAACGAUGAAGUUAAACGUGGCGUACUGCUCAUGCUCUUUGGAGGUGUUCCUAAAACAACUAUGGAGAGGACAUCACUCAGAGGGGAUAUCAACGUCUGUAUUGUUGGAGACCCAAGUACUGCAAAAAGUCAAUUCCUUAAACAUGUAGAGGAGUUCAGUCCAAGAGCGGUGUACACCAGUGGAAAGGCCAGCAGCGCUGCUGGUCUGACUGCUGCUGUGGUGCGAGAUGAAGAGUCUCAUGAGUUUGUUAUUGAGGCUGGAGCCCUGAUGUUGGCAGACAAUGGUGUGUGCUGCAUUGAUGAGUUUGACAAAAUGGACUUAAAAGAUCAGGUGGCCAUUCAUGAAGCUAUGGAACAGCAGACUAUCAGCAUCACUAAAGCUGGGGUCAAGGCCACUCUAAAUGCUCGGACGUCUAUUUUGGCUGCUGCAAACCCAGUGGGUGGCCGCUACGAUCGCAGCAAGAGCCUGAAGCAAAACGUCAAUCUGUCCGCUCCCAUCAUGAGCCGCUUUGACCUGUUUUUCAUCCUGGUGGACGAUUGUAAUGAGGUAACGGACUAUGCCAUUGCUCGGCGCAUUGUAGACCUACACUCGCGUGUGGAGGAGUCUGUGGACAGACUUUAUUCACUGGAUGAAAUCCGCAGAUAUCUGUUGUUUGCUCGUCAGUUCAAACCAAAGAUUUCCAGUGAGUCUGAAGAGUUCAUUGUUGAGCAGUACAAGCGCCUUCGCCAGCGGGACGGCUCUGGGGGCGUGACCAAGUCGGCCUGGAGGAUCACUGUGCGCCAGCUGGAGAGCAUGAUUCGGCUGUCAGAGUCCAUGGCCCGUAUGCACUGUUGUGAUGAGGUUCAGCCCAAACACGUAAAGGAAGCGUUUCGUCUUCUUAACAAGUCCAUCAUUCGGGUUGAGACGCCUGACAUAAAUCUUGAGCAGGAAGAACAAAUGGAGGACGAGGAGCAACAAGAAGCUAAUGGCAUGGACGGGGUUAACGGGGACAGAGUUAACGGGGUGAAUGGCAUCAAUGGCCUUGCUGCCGUCAACGGCCAUGUGAAUGGCGUCAACGGGCAUUCGGAGAGCCAGGCCAAACCCUCCCUUCGCUUGUCCUUUGCUGAAUACAGACGCAUCUCCAACCUUUUAGUUCUGCAUCUGCGCAAGUCCGAAGAAGUUGAGGAAGAGGAGGAGUUGAAGAAGAGUGCUGUCGUGAACUGGUACUUGAAGGAGAUUGAAGCAGAUAUAGAGUCUGAAGAGGAUCUGAUCAAUAAAAAGGCACUCGUGGAGAAAGUAAUCCACAGACUUGUUCACUAUGAUCACAUUCUUAUUGAGCUGUCACAAGCUGGAUUGAAGGGAUCAGAACCUGCAAGUACAGAGGAAGAAGCGGUGCUGGUUGUGAACCCUAACUACAUCCUCGAAGAUUAA